Molecule: messenger RNA, 1914 nt
Organism: Effrenium voratum
Lineage: Eukaryota; Dinophyceae; Suessiales; Symbiodiniaceae
Source: the annotation of a GenBank genome assembly
AUGCCGCUGCCGGCGGAUGUGGCGACUUCACGGAGACGCAGGCGCCGGGCCCGUGAAGCAGAGGAGACUAGCUGCCGAUGCUGCGGGCUGUCCUGUACCAGAUCCCUGCUGCUUAUUGCGCUGGUUGCCACCGCGCUGCUGCUUGCCUUCAUCAUCUCUGAUAGGGAUGCCGCAGCUUUGAUGAACCUGUACCUGCAGUCAGAGUCAGAGGUUGCACAUAGCGCAGGCACCUUUCGCGCCAGCACGUCGGCAGCAGCGACCUGGAUGACCACGUCCGUCGUGCAGACGACUACGCCUGUCACACAGGCGACCACACCCGUCGCGCGGACGACCACACCCGGCGCACAGACGGUGCAGCCCACGCAGCCCGCACCCACGACUUCAGAAGAAGGGCCUGUCAUGCAGGUGACUGAUGGCUCUGGGCGCUUGGGCAACAACCUGGCCUUUGUCCUGCGCGGGCUGCUCUUCGCCAAGGUCACGAAGCACGCGGCGGUGAAGCUGAGUUUCAGCUCCAAGAGCCUAAAGGAGCUCUUCUCCGCCCAGGCGAUGUUACCCCUGACCACUUCCCUCGAGAGCAAGCUCUUCUGCCCAGAGAAGUCAGACAAGCGGCAGGAGGGCCGGCCCAUGUACAACUUCCAGGGCGAGAGGUGCAAGGGGGUCUCUGCCAAGGCCCGGAGUGACGGGCUGGAGCAUUUGCCUCAGCGCCGAGUUCCAGCUGGCCAAUCAGCGAGACGGCCGCUUCCGUCGCCACCUCCGCCGGUGCGCGCGGUUGGGCCGAUGGCGAUGGCGGCGGCGCCGUUGGCCGCGGCGGCGGAUUUGGUGCGCCAAGCGGAAGCGCUGCUGAUUUGCACGGGGGCCGGCAUGGGCGUGGACUCAGGCCUUGGCACCUUCAGGGGCCGCAAUGCCGGGGUUUGGCCGCCUUUGAAGGCGAUGUCCAUGGACUUCCAGGAGAUGUCCAGCCCCAGUUGGUUCGACAGCGACCCCAGGCUCGCCUGGGCAUUUUGGCGAUUUCGCCAUCAAGCCUACACGCAGGGCGCGCCCCACCAGGGCUACUCUUUGCUCUCGCAGUGGGGCAACGCCAUGAAGCACGGGCUCUUCUCGGUGACGUCCAACAUCGACGGCCAUUGGGAUCGCACGGAAGGCGUCGGCCCGGGCAAGGUCUACGAGUGCCACGGAGCCCUCACGCGGCUGCAGUGCGUGGAAGAUGACGGCAGCAUUUGGCCCACAGAGGCAGAGAAGGUGUCGGACAUCCAAGUGCCAGACUGGGACCUCCAGCCGGGGGAGGAGGUCCUGGCACGGCAGGACGGCCUGGAGGUCGUUGCGAAGGUGCAGGAGGACGGCGCCAGCCUGGCCGACGCGUCGGGCCGCGUGGUGCGGGCCAAGGCGCUGAAGCGAAGCGGCGGCGUGGAUCUGCUGCGCGCGCUGGAGGGCUCCCCGCUGCCGCGGUCUCACGGAGGCAAGCCUGCGCGGCCUAACGUCUUGAUGUUCGGCGACUAUGGCGUGAACUGCCGGAUCAUCCGGGAGCAGCGGGGCCGCUUCGAGGCGUGGCAGCGGCAGCUGCCGCCGGAGGCGAAGCUGGUGAUCGUGGAAGUGGGUGCCGGCAAGGCUGUGCCCACCAUUCGGUCCACCUCGGAGACGACGCUCAGGAAGUUUCCACAGGCCUCGCUUGUGCGCAUCAAUUGGGACGACAGUGACGUGAACGGGUACAUCGCGAGCCGCGCGGUGUCGGUGGGUGGCGUGGGCGCGCUGGACGCGCUCACGGAGAUCGACCGGCUGAUGAAAAGCUCGGAGCCGGCCAGCGAGUGCGGCCCCUGCUGCUCGAGUUGACGAGAAAAACGGCGUCAGACCUGCGAAAAUGGCGAGUAUGUUGACGUUCUUCCACCUGGUGCCUGUCCACCAGGAUGAAUAAACUGG